Fusarium mangiferae is the source of this 540-nucleotide messenger RNA. RefSeq lists its product as uncharacterized. Bases 1 to 540 code for a protein of 179 amino acids. NCBI's taxonomy places the organism in Eukaryota, Fungi, Ascomycota, Sordariomycetes, Hypocreales, Nectriaceae. The transcript has a single exon. The record is from RefSeq and is a predicted model, not a curated record.
AUGUUUGCAUCAUUUGUAGACGCUAUCGGGAUAAGCCCCUACUUCCUGAGUCUAUCUGGCAUCAUCAUCCGUACUUUCUCUGAGCUGGCUCCUGAAUUUGGAGCCUUGACAGAGUUGUGCAUCAAUGGGCGUCUGGACUUUGGACAAAUAUCACUCUCAAAUAUCGAAACUGUGCGUUCGCUCAGAAUCGUUGAUGCUAGAUCUAUGAACGGAUUCCGGCAGUUCAUGGCCGCGUUCCCACGGCUGACUCGAUUCUCUUUCACAUCUACAAACCCUGUAUCACUUCACCUUGAUCAAACGAUCUGGCCGGAGUUAAGGUUCAUGUAUUUAGGUAGCGUUUGGAUCACUGAGAAGGCCCUAUCUCACAUUAUAACGACCACAGAGUCAGAGGAAAUUGUCCUCGAGCUUGUGGCAGUCACCCUAGAGAACAGCACCUGGGACUCGUUCUGGACAGCGAUGCAGCAGAGCGGCCAUCGAGUCACUCCAAGGGACGGCACGAGCAAGUUCCUCGAUGGCUCUAGUGUAGUAAUCUAUAAAUAG